AUGAAGUGCCAGAUGAAUGCCAUACCUUGCCAAAUAAGUGAUCCUUGUCCUAUCCUUCAUGAAUGGCAUACUCCAGGAAACCUGCUCAUUGGUGGGAUUACAGCUCAAGUUAUAUAUGUAGGGUUGGAUGUGGAGUUAGCCGUUUUGAAGUUGUAUCAGCAUUCCCUGAGUUUGGCAUUUGCAGUGAAACAGAUUAACUCAAACCCCAAACUCUUGUCUAAUGUUACCCUGGGAUUUUUCAUCUGUGAUAACUAUUUUGAUGCCCGGCUGACUUACCGUUCCACUUUGGAGCUGCUAUUCCGAUCAGAUCAGUUGGUUGUCAACUACAGGUGUGGUGUCAAGGAGAAUCUCAUUGUGGCCAUCAUUGGUGGAUUUGGUGCUGAUAUCUCAUUCUUCAUGUCAAAUAUCAUCAGUCUUUACAAAAUCCCUCAGCUUCACUGGUUUCUCCAAGGUCUUUCGUUCAAUAAUUCAUUUGGAGAAACUGUGUCCAUCAAUCAACAUGGAGAAGUGCUUUCUGGAUUUGAUAUUACAAAAGUGAUCAUGUUUCCAAACAACUCCUACCACAAAGUGAAAAUCGGAAAGCUGGAUCCCAAAACACUUGCAGGAAAUGAAUUUGUCAUUCAUGAAGAUUUAAUUGUUUGGCACAAAGAUUUUAAGCAGGUUUUGCCCCGUUCAGUGUGUAAUGAUCUCUGUCCUGCUGGCUAUCAGAAGAAAAAGAAAGAAGGCAAGAAAUUUUGCUGCUAUGAUUGUGAUCCAUGUUCUGCUGGGAAGAUGUCAAAUAUGUCAGACACAAUUGCCUGUUCUGAAUGUCCAGAAGAUCAAUUUCCAAGUAAGGACAAAGUUCGAUGCAUCCACAAAUCAAUAAUAUUUCUAACUUUUGAAGAACCUUUAGGGAUCAGCUUAGUUGUGAUUACUACUUUAUUUUCAAUCAUUACCAUGUUAAUACUUGGAAUAUUUAUCAAGUAUAAAGACACUCCUGUUGUUAAAGCUAACAACAAGGACCUCACCUACACUCUCCUAAUCUCCCUUCUGCUUUGCUUCCUCUGCUCUUUUCUUUUCCUUGGAAAAGCUUCACAACUGAUUUGCAUCCUCAGACAAACUGUCUUUGGGGUUAUCUUCUCAGUGGCCAUUUCUUCAGUAUUGGCCAAAACCAUCAUGGUCAUUGCAGCAUUCAUGGCCACCAAACCAGGAUCCAGCAUGAGGAAAUGGUUGGGGAAAAGACUGUCCAUCUUAAUUAUUUUCUUUUGCUCCUUCAUUCAAGCAGCCAUUUGUCUGAUGUGGAUGAUCACUUCUCCCCCCUUUCCAGAACUUAACAUGAGAUCCAUGACUGAAGAGAUUAUCUCAGAAUGUAAUGAAGGGUCUGUUGUGAUGUUUUACCUUGUCUUGGGCUAUAUGGGGUUUCUGUCUCUGGUCAGCUUCAUCGUGGCUUUCCUGGCUAGGAACCUGCCAGGCACAUUCAAUGAAGCCAAGUUCAUCACUUUUAGCAUGUUGAUGUUUUGCAGUGUUUGGUUGUCUUUUGUUCCAACGUAUUUGAGCACCAAGGGAAAGUAUAUGGUAGCUGUGGAGAUCUUCUCCAUCUUAACUUCUAGUGUUGGGUUAUUGGGAUGUAUCUUUUUUCCCAAAUGCUACAUUAUUUUACUGAGGCCUGAGCUGAACAGCAAAGAACAACUUGUGAAGAAAAAGCAUUUUUGA
Molecule: messenger RNA, 1692 nt
Organism: Pseudonaja textilis
Lineage: Eukaryota; Metazoa; Chordata; Lepidosauria; Squamata; Elapidae
Source: RefSeq, a predicted model, not a curated record